UUCACUUACUCAAACCUCAAUCUUAAUAAACCACCAACUCCUUCACUCCUCUCUAACUCACUUCCUCACAUUCCCCUCUCCAAAUGGAAUACGGCAGGCUCGGAGCACCCGAGCCUACCAGCGCCGGCUCCUCAUCCCGCAGCCUAACCCCCGACCCUACCCGCGCCCCUAAAAAAUCCAGCCUCAACCUCCUCCUCGCCCUCGCCCUCGCCGCCGCGCUCAUAGCCGCUUCCGCCGUCUCCGCCGCCCUCGUUAUCGACGUCGUUCGCAGCAGAGACUACGAUUCCGGCGCCGCCUCCCCGCGCCGCCCCUCCAAGGCCGUCUCCCAAGCCUGCGGCAACACUCGCUACCCGAAUCUCUGCGUCCACUCGCUCCUCGACUUCCCCGGCGCCGCCACCGCCUCCGGCAAGGACCUCGUCCACAUCUCCGUCAACAUGACGCUCCGCAAAUUCGGCCGCGCGCUCUACUCCGCCGCCGAGAUCAGCAACCUCAAAAUGGAUCCCCGCGUCAGAUCAGCAUACGACGACUGCCUCGAGCUUCUCGACGAUUCCGUGAACCUCCUCUCGCGAUCGCUCACCACCGUCGCCCCCGGCGGCGGAGGAUCCACGCAGGACGUGCUGACGUGGCUCAGCGCGUCGCUGACGAACCAGGACACCUGCGCCGACGGAUUCUCCGAGCUGAGCGGCUACGUGAAGAAUCAAAUGACGGAUCGGCUGAAGGAUCUGUCGGAGCUCGUGAGCAAUUGCCUCGCGAUAUACUCCGCCGACGCCGGCGACGAGGAUUUCUCCGGCAUUCCGAUUCAGAACAAGCGGCGGCGGCUCCUCGGAAACGCGAAACCGCACAGGCAUUUCCCGGCGUGGCUGUCGCGGCGGGACAGGAAGCUGCUUGACCUUCCGCCGGCGGCGAUCAACGCCGACGCAGUCGUUUCGCACGACGGCAACGGCACGUGCAAGACGAUCGCGGAGGCGAUCAAAAAGGCGCCGGAGCACAGUAACCGGCGAUUUAUUAUCUACGUGAGGGCAGGAAAGUACGAGGAGCCUAUAUUAAAGGUAGGGAGGAAAAAGACGAACUUAAUGUUUAUCGGCGACGGAAAGGGCAAGACGGUCAUUUCAGGUGGGAAGAGCAUCCAAGAUAACAUGACGACAUUUCACACCGCGACAUUUGCGGCAACCGGUGCCGGUUUCAUUGCAAGAGACAUAACAUUUGAGAACUGGGCCGGGCCAAGCAAGCACCAGGCCGUGGCCCUCCGAGUCGGGGCGGACCACGCCGUCAUCUACCGGUGCAACGUCAUUGGCUACCAAGACACACUCUACGCCCACUCGCAGCGCCAAUUCUACCGAGAGUGCGACAUCUACGGCACCGUGGACUUCAUCUUCGGCAACGCGGCCGUCGUGUUCCAGAACUGCAGCAUCCACGCGCGGAAGCCGAUGCCUUUCCAGAAAAACACCAUCACGGCCCAAAACCGCAAGGACCCCAACCAAAACACGGGCAUCUCGAUCCACGCAUGCCGGAUCGUGGCGGAGCCCGACUUGGCGGCCGCGAAGGGCGCCUACCCGACGUACCUAGGACGGCCGUGGAAGCUGUACUCGCGGACGGUGUUGCUGCAGUCCUACUUGGGGGACCACAUCCACCCGAGAGGGUGGUUGGAGUGGAAUGCCACGUUUGCACUGGACACGUUGUAUUAUGGGGAGUACAUGAGCUACGGCCCCGGUGGCGCGAUUGGCCAGCGCGUGACCUGGCCGGGGUAUCGGGUGAUCACGGCCGUGGAGGAGGCGAACAAGUUCACCGUGGCGCAGUUCAUUUACGGGUCGUCGUGGCUGCCCUCCACCGGUGUGGCGUUCUCGGCCGGCCUAUCAACUUGAAUAAUAAUAAUAAUGAAAAUAAUGUUUUAUAGAAAGUUAAAUUGUUUCUUUAGUGUAUAAGGAAAUUACUUGCCUUUAAAUUAGGGCUCAAUUUAUUUAUAUGGUAUAUAUAAUAUAAUCCUUUUUAAA
This is a messenger RNA of Salvia splendens (bonfire salvia), 1991 nucleotides long. RefSeq names its product probable pectinesterase/pectinesterase inhibitor 34. Bases 84 to 1862 code for a protein of 592 amino acids. Gene Ontology annotation, molecular function: pectinesterase activity; enzyme inhibitor activity. The record is from RefSeq and is a predicted model, not a curated record. Lineage: Eukaryota; Viridiplantae; Streptophyta; Magnoliopsida; Lamiales; Lamiaceae. The transcript is spliced from 4 exons. Gene Ontology annotation, biological process: cell wall modification.